AUGCGCACGUAAACUUAGGGCUUGGGGAGAGCCUGGAAUCUUCUUUGGCUAUGGCGAUGACGAGCUCGUCAAGCAAGAAGACGACGAAGAAGCAGCUCGCCGGAGACGCGCCAUGGCGGUCGCGCCCCGGUGAGCCUCCGCUGCCUCGAAUUUCUCCUCCAAGCGCGAUCAUCGUCAGCAAAAGCAGGAAUUUCGACUACGCCCUCAGCAUCAUGAAGCAUCCGGAUCCAAUUGGCAUGGGAUUAGCAGAGGAGGCUAUGGUGGAGGCGGCAGGCCCGGAUUGCAUCAUCCCUGGCCUCGUCAAGCCUGUUAAAGUUCUUGGAAUCCAGGUGUGGCCGAUCGAUGUGAAGCCUCCCACAGUCAAUACCAAAGCGUUGCAACCGAUUUUCCGCGAGCUCAAAUCUCUGAGCAAGUUGCUGGAGAAAGCAGUGGAUUUGUCACAAGCACCAUUUCAAGCACGGUAGCUGUGUGUAACAGUAAGGAAAUCCACUCCAGAUAUACGAUAACAAUCACACGAUUCUUUUUUUUC
Molecule: messenger RNA, 529 nt
Organism: Selaginella moellendorffii
Lineage: Eukaryota; Viridiplantae; Streptophyta; Lycopodiopsida; Selaginellales; Selaginellaceae
Exons: 4
Coding region: 51-464 (137 amino acids)
Cellular component (GO): chloroplast envelope
Source: RefSeq, a predicted model, not a curated record